Messenger RNA from Apus apus (common swift), 1688 nucleotides. It is a transcript of the gene XBP1, whose product is annotated as X-box binding protein 1. Lineage: Eukaryota; Metazoa; Chordata; Aves; Apodiformes; Apodidae. Gene Ontology annotation, molecular function: RNA polymerase II transcription regulatory region sequence-specific DNA binding; DNA-binding transcription factor activity, RNA polymerase II-specific. The record is from RefSeq and is a predicted model, not a curated record. Gene Ontology annotation, cellular component: nucleus. The coding region runs from base 84 to 860 and encodes 258 amino acids. The transcript has 5 exons.
AAAGCCGGGCGGGGCAGCCCGCACGGGCGCAGGCUGAGGCGCCGGGCAGCGCGUCCGCUCCGCUCCGCUCCGCCGGUGCCGCCAUGGCAGCGCUGCCCGGUGCCGCGGCCCCCCGGCUGCUCCUCCUCCCCGGCAAAGCGGCCGAGAGCUCCGUCGCCAGCCGGCACCUCUCCGUUGUGCUACCGGCAGGAGCCGCCCCCAGCCCCCCGGGCCUGGAGGCCCCGCAGCCGGCUCGCAAGCGGCAGCGGCUGACGCACCUGAGCCCGGAGGAGAAGGCCCUGCGCAGGAAGCUAAAGAACCGCGUGGCGGCCCAGAGCGCGCGGGACAGGAAGAAGGCGAGGAUGACGGAGCUGGAGCAGCAGGUGCUGGAGCUGGAGGAGGAGAACCAGAAGCUGCUGCUGGAAAACCAGCUCCUGCGGGAGAAGACGUGUAACCUUGCCCUGGAGAACCAGGAGCUGCGCUGCCGCCUGGGUCUGGACGCUCUGAAGGCGGAGGAGAGCGAGUCCCAGGUUGUGAAGGAAUCGCAGGUGGAUGAGAUUAGAUUGGUGACCGGGUCCGCUGAGUCCGCAGCACUCAGACUACGUGUUCCUCUGCAGCAGGUGCAGGCCCAGCAGUCACCAUUUCUGAUAGCUUCCAUAUGGAUUCUGAUGGCAGUGACUCUUCAGACUCGGAGUCUGAUCUCCUGUUGGGCUUUCUGGACAGUCUGGACCCAGAGAUGUUUCUCAAAUGUGCUGAUUCAGAGUCAACAUGCCUGGAAAAGCUGGAGGAAGAGAUCUGUGGAGAAACAAAUUCCAUACCAACCUCCCCAUCUCCAUCUUUGGGGUCCCCAUCAGCUAAGCUGGAGGCCAUUAAUGAACUGAUAAGGUUUGACCAUGUGUACACAAAGCCCCUAAUACUGGAGAUUCCUGUUAAAACAGGCAACCAAACCAAUAUGUUAGUGAAAAUUGAGGAAGUAUCUCCCUCUGCAUCUGAAGACAAAGCUACCCUUGAGGUCCCAGUAUCUGUGAAGGAGGAACCUGUAGACAGCUUCAUGCCUGAACUGGGCAUCUCUCACCUGCUUUCCUCUCAUCAUAGCCUUGCAGCCCCAAGCUCUCUGCUGGAUGCCUGUAGUGACUCUGGAUAUGAAGGAUCACUGUCACCCUUCAGUGAUAUGUCCUCUCCACUUGGCACUGACCCUGCCUGGGAGGAUAGCUUUGCCAAUGAACUCUUUCCCCAACUGAUCAGUGUCUAACUCAGUAGUGGUAAUGCCCCUUGGAUAACUAUCCUGGCAGGAUAACAGCAUAUGACCAUUUGGGGUGGGGAAAAUUGAGUGUAUUCAGGAAAGUGUUGCCCAUUUCUAUCCAUGCUCAUAGGUGGAGUGAGGGCCAGUGUGUUUCUUCUGGUCUAAAAAAAGCCUGAGGUGUCCCAUCCUGCCCUCCCUCCUGCCCUGUCAGUGUGGGCUUAUGAGGGAGGAAAGUUUGUUCCUCAGUAACCCACCCAUUCUACGUGGACCUGAAGAUGUUUGUUUUCCCUUUUAACACCAAAAACUUCAAUGGGAUAUUUGUGUGUAGAUAACUGGGUUAAAACAAAAUAGUCUGUACAUCUUACAGAUUUACUAUGUAAAUGCUUGUUUUCCAUUUGCUAUGUAGAGUUGCUUUCUCCAUUUAAUAUUUAACUGUAUUGGUGCAAUUAAAGUGCAGUGCAGCUCA